UGCUGUUGCACCUAUCACUUACAAAUUAUUUAUAAAAGCUUCAUUUGUCUAUUAAUAAACCUACUCAUUACUUUUAGAACAGUUUCGACAUUACAGAGGCGCUUAGAGGUGCAGUGUUUAUACUACACCGUCGCGUAAUACGCAUCCCAAAUGCGUACGAGACACAAAUAUUUUCUCUCAAAAUAACAUUGUGGGUUACUCGAAAAUGUGCAGUAAACAGUUGACUAUAUUGGCUUGAUACGCUCAAAAUAUUAGUGCCGCUUCAGUAUAACUCGAUAAAAACGAAGUUAUCGCCAGAUCUAUCUGUGUGUCGUCUACACAUCUAUUCUUUGAUAAGAUUCCAAUCAGUAUUUGUGUUCGAAAUUGUCGGAUAAAAUGUGCUAAUCUAUUGUGUGAAGAGGUGAUAAUGCGGGUUAACAUGGUGUGAAAACUGUUUGGGAAUAUUUAAAUACCACUUGAACGUUAAUUUAUGUUUUAUUAAGAGUUGUUUUUAAGUCAAUAUGCCUGGGAAAAUCAAAGUGAAGGUGCUAGCCGGGCGGAACCUGCCGGUAAUGGACCGCGCAAGUGACACCACGGAUGCCUUCGUGGAGAUCAAGUUUGGGAGUGUUACACACAAAACUGAUGUGUGCAGAAAAUCUCUAAACCCACAUUGGAGCAGCACAGAAUGGUAUCGGUUUGAGGUGGACGAAUCAGAGCUGCAAGACGAGCCGCUGCAGCUGCGCCUGAUGGACCACGACACGUACUCUGCCAACGACGCUAUCGGAAAGGUCGUCAUCAGUCUUGCGCCGCUGCUGGCUAGGGUAGCGAACACGAAAGGUGGAGCUGCCGCACCGCACGGAGGAGCCAUGAUGUCAGGAUGGAUCCCCGUGUUCGACACCAUGCACGGGAUCCGCGGCGAGCUGAACGUCAUCGUCAAGGUGGAGCUGUUCUCGGACUUCAACAAGUACAAGACCUCCAGCUGCGGCGUGCAGUUCUUCCACUGUCCGAUGAUACCGCCCGGUUACAAAGUCACAGCUAUACACGGGUUUGUUGAAGAGCUGGUAGUCAACGAUGACCCAGAGUACCAGUGGAUCGACAAGAUCAGAACACCGAGGGCUUCCAACGAGGCGCGCCAGGUCGCAUUCAUCAAACUGAGUAACCAGGUACAACGAUUGGUAGGCCUUAAGGCGGCCGAGUUGGGAGCCAACGCAGUUGUGGGAUACCAGCAAGACUUCGACCUGGAAGGGGAAGCGGGCGUCGUCGCCAGAGCCAUCGGUACAGCCGUCAGCAUCACCGCGUCGCCAAUGGCCAACCAACCUCCCAGCGUGCCGCCCUGCUCGCAACAACAACUCAAUAAGUACUUGGACAUUUUAGCGACCGAAAACGAAAGUACGACCGUUCUGAACGAAUACUUCCAAUCUCAUCAAGACGAGCUACAGAAAUUACUGUACAUACUCAACCCGAAAACAUCGUCAAUGCUCGACGAAACUGAGAAUAUUGAAGAUGAAGAUAAUGAGAAAAGCUUUGAGUUAUCCAGACAAACCAGCAUAAAAAGUUACACAGGAAAUUAUUCUAUUUACCAAAAUGAAUAUGGCCCUCAUGAUAGCAUGAGGCACUUGUCCGAGGAUCAGACAGAUUUGAACAGGCUACUGAACCGCAAUGAUGAUUACAAUGAUUCUAUGGGGCCCUUGAAAAAGAUAAAACAAUUUAAAACCAAUAUUUUUAGACUCGGCAAUAUGAAAUCACGAAAAUCUGAUCAAACCGAUGAUGCAAUAUCUAUAAAGUCUAAUGUUUCCGAUACGUCAAAGAUAUCUUUAUCCGAUAUAAAAAAUGAGUUCAAAAAAUUGAAAAUAUUAAAAACGCCCAAAUUACGGAAAGCUUUUGCUAAUAAAUCAGAUGAAGGCAUUGGUAUGGCCUCGGUGCUUGCUAGAUCAGUUAUUCACGCUCAUACGAGUCUCGCACGCAUCUCUGAAACUCAAGAUUCUGACCCUUCUCCGAGCUCGACUCUAAGACGGACCAAUGAAUCUGAGCCUGCUAUUAAUGUAUCUGAAGAAGAACAAGCUAGCAGAGAUUCAGAAUCGUAUGAUAAUAAAUCUCUCGGUAGCGAUAAGAGGGCAUUACCAGCUAUAAAGUUUUCAUCUUUAAAAAACGUCUCUACUGACGAGGAAACAGAGCCAACCGAGGGUCGUCAGCGAAAAUUAUCUGAAUCUUGUCCGUCGACACCGGUAGUUGCUAGAAAAAAUCUUCUUAAGCUUCCUGGAGAUGUUGGCUAUUUCGGCUCAGUUUCGUCUGCCUUGUCUGCAGAUAGCUCAGAAGCAUACUCUAGUUCUGAAGAAGAUGACGAGAGCUCCAUUAAAACUGAUACUGAAAAAACAUAUGAAACUACAAGUUCAGUAGUAAAGUCGGUCCUUAACAACAAAGUAAAUCCAGUUUUUAUAGCACAAAUGGAUAAAAAACUAAGUGUGUUGGAAUGUAAUACUCUUGAUCUUCACGAUGAUGAAAAUCAGCAAGUCAUUGAAAGCGACACUAGUCCACAAGAAUCGUGUCAAGAGACCCCUGCAGAUGAACUUGAAGAUUGUAACAGCAAUGAUAAGAAAACAGAAAUCUCGGGUGUUGAAGAAACCCACACGUUUGUAGAUCCGAAAUCUCAUAGUCUCCAUUUCAAAUUUCACAACCCAUUCUCACAUAAGAAGUUAUCACAGAGCAUCAGCGCCCCAUCGUCUCCCGUAGAGAAGAAGGGCUUUGUAUAUCGCUCCUCAUCCAAGAUUAAACGCCAGCUCUCGAAAAUAUCCAAAAGCAGCAUGAUCAAAAGCCUGUCUCAUUAUUCCUUGUUGCCGAAAAGAAAACAUAGCGACCCGAAACCUGCUUUGAGCCAACCCGAAUCAGCUUCCGAUGUCCCUUCUAAAGCACCCAGCGAAACCGUACUAGGAUCUGCCUUUCUGUCAUAUUCUGAUUUACUUAGUCUUGAUAAGGAAGGUAUUGAUGCUAACAAUCGUCUUCAUAGAAGUGAUGAAUUCACACAUUCAAGGGUAUCGAUGUAUAUUGGUUCUGAACCUGUUUCCAGGGCUUCUGUGAGCGGUCCAUCUUCUCCUAACCAUGGAAAAGACGAUUACCAUCCACAUGAGCACAGAACUUUCAAGAAAAGACCAAGCAUUAAUCCAAGUGGCUUGAUUGCUACUGCAAUGGAGACGAUUUUAAUUGAUAAAGUACAGAAUCUGCUAGUGCCGACAUCGCCAAACCCAGCGCAACAGGACGAAAAGAAGUUCUUUGAUGACGUCAACGAAAAAUUAGAGAAAGUCGAAGAGGCGAGAAAUAGAAAGGAAAAUGAAAAUAUGAAGGCAACUGAUACUUCAUCUAAAGAUAAUGUAGAGUAUGUGAAAGAUGCAAAGGAAAAUACACCUCAAACUAUUUCUGACGGGAAUAAAGGUGCGAGUGAUUCGAAAUCUAGGCAACAGGAAAUAUCUGCAGGCAUUUCGAAUAAAACUAUCAAACAUUCUGAAUCGGAAAAAGUUGAAUUGGGUGACACAAAUCAUAAGCAACUAGUCAGGCAGGAUAGUGUACGUUCAAACGGGUCGCAUAAAAUGUCCAACGAAACCGACUUUAACCUCGUUUCAUCUGCUCCACCCGCGCCUAUGUUGCAACACUUUCAUCCCGUCCUUAGCGGCGUGUCCAAGUUAGCGACCAUACCCUCAUUACCCGAGACUAGUAUAGACCAAUCCGAGAGUAUAGACACCGACGGCACAUGUCUAUGUAAUGAUAAGUGUGAGUGUAGCGACACUAACAAGGCUAGUGUGUGUGAUAACUCGCAUGCAGCGUGCGAUGUUGACAGGGACAGGGAGCGGGAGAGAGAGAAGAACGUUGAGAAGGAUUCACCGAGGCACGCUCGGCACGAGUCGUACGGCAAUCGGGACGGGAUCGGCUCGGCGCACGCGCCUAACUCGUCGCUGGAAGCCACGUCCACGCCGCAAGGGAUUCAUCGCCGGUCGUCGGAUUCUGAUCUUAGUGUUACACCAAAAGGUGGUUCACUAAACGCGUCAGUCGGCAACACGGGCGGCGGCGGCGGCGCCAUCUUGCGGCCGUCGAUGAAUAGCAACAACCUGGAGAUGCUCGAGUACCCGUUCCUUACUAUGUCGGAGUAUCCUCCAGGCUUCAUUGUUCACAUUGGCGGCACAGUUUGCGCCCGUUCAGUGAAGCUGAUGGACGGCGGAGGCGAGAGUAGUUCUCGAGCGGCGUGGUGGGCCGAGCUGCGGACUGAGCUAAGAGCGCACGCGCGCGCACUGCGCUGCAACGCUGUCAUAGCGUACACCGAGACGGCAGCUAUAUGUGAGGAUGUAUGCGUGUUAUCCGCAUCGGGCACGGCCGCAGUGAUCGACCUGGAGUGCGGCUGGGAGCGCCGCGAGGAAGACUCGUGCUCGCUCGCGCACGUGCCCUACUCACCGGGCGCCGGGCCCUACCGCGCCGAGCUGUCCGGGGACUCGUGCUCGCUCGCGCACGUGCCCUACUCACCGGGCGCCGGGCCCUACCGCGCCGAGCUGUCCGCCUGCCAGGGCUGCAGACGCGCUCGCGUUCCAGCGGUGCUCCUCGCGACGUGCGCUCGGCCGGGCAGCCUGGCGGCCUACAGCGCCGCCGUGCCGCUCACGGCCGUGGCGGCCCGGGCGCGCCGCGCGCCGCCGCAGGCCGAGCCCGGCGCCCGCGACAUCUCCGACCAGCUGCCCUUCCUCGAGUACGAGCUGCACAAGCUGCUGCUGGCUAAACUGAGGAUGCAGGGUGCGAACGCUCUGUUCUCGUUACAAACACAAGUGGCGGUAGGAGAGCGUUGCGUCAUGGCGAUCGCGAGCGGCACGGCCGUGCGGAUCUGCGCGCUGCCGCCGCCCAUGCCGCCGAGGAUUAAGGCAACAGAGAACGACAAAGAAGCGUUAGAAAUUCAGAAGGCGUUAUGGGACGCGUUCACUGCCAAUAAGGCAGCGAACGGAUACGACGUUGUUCUUCCCGAGAUGAGCACGAAUGGCCCCCUAACCGAAGCUGACGGUGAGCGAGGUGACGAGGCGCCAGCGCUCGACCUAUGUGCCGACAAAGACGCCUGCGUGCUAGAGCUUGACGAGGCGGAGGACGUGGAGACCGCGAAGGUGCUGGCUAAGCGACGCCCGCACAUGCAGGUGUUCACCAAUAGCUCUAAAGCGCUUCCUGGUGCGCCACCGCAGGCAUUUGCACAGGUGUGGCGAGCUCGUCUUCAGCUGUCGGGGCAGGGCGGCGCUAGCACGGCGGGCGAGCGGCACGUGGCGCGCGCGCUGGACGGCGUGGCCUACAAGCUGCGCCGGCUCAGGCCCUGCGCGCUGCUCUCACCAAGGAUACAGCUGGAGCUGCCGGAGGAUGAAAUCCAGCUGGUCGUGUCCGGGGCCGCAAUCCGCCUGGUCGACCCGAGCAAGGUGGAGCACAGUGAGAACGGCCACCCCCCGCACCCCGCUGAGGACGACGAUAUCUUCGCCCUGGACGAGGAACAACUCGUUAAGAGCCAGGAGGAGGAGAAGACCGUCGUUCCGGCGAAUGGACAAGUUCCGCCGACGGUGUCCCUGACGUCGCUGUGCUCUUGCUCCGGCGCGGGCACGGCGCGGCGCGUGUGCGCGCUGCGGCUGCUGUUCGUGCGCGAGACCACGGCCGUGCGCGAGCUGGGCGGCCUCAGCGGCUUCCUGCACACCUUCACGUGCGAGGUGCUGGCAAUAGCGCGCGCGUACACCGCAGCGUUGGGCGGCAACGCGCUCACAUCGUUCUACAUCACGCAGCUCAUGUUGCAGGACAACGCACACAAGAAUCAGGGUCAAUGUCUUCUAUCUGUAGGAGGCGACGUGGUGCACAUGACAUAUUAAGGUUUAUUAAAUCUACAUUCACUAUUAUUCUCUUCUUACUUUGGAAAAGUCCGUGAUGGCUAAUUACUACCGAAGUUUAUUGUGUUACCACUAUAAUUUAUAAAUUAAAGAAUGUAUUCACGUAAUAUAUUUUUACUCUAAUGGAGGUAUGUGAGCUAAACGGAGAACUCACCUUUAUAUUUCUUUGCUGUUUCAAAUAAUAUGGUUUUCAUUUGUUUCGAGUGUAUUUUUAUUAAUUUUGGAGUCUGUGGGUCAUACACAUUUUAUAGUUUGGUUAACUAGUUUGCGUCUUUCCUGUAGACAUAGCAAAGUUAAGGAAAUCUAAAGCUACAAAUUUGUAAACCCUUACAGGCGGGAUACAAUUUUUCAGUACUCCAGACUCAAGAAAAACGGGAUACAUAUGUACAAGAGUCGUUAACUUUAAUGAUAUUGUCCACAGAAGUGACAUCUUUUAAAAAUGUGUUUGACCCUUGUAUCUAAAAUAAAAAGUGAAGUUAUAUAUUUGAAAUCAGAAAGUUCACUGACUGAAAUUGUAAUAAUCACUUAGACUUUUUUGAAUGAUUCACGGUUAGUUUCGCUAGACUUAUAUUGACUCAUAAAUAAUACAAAAGGUAAUCACGGUCUAUAUACCGGUCAAUAUAAGUCUAGUGUAAUAAUCACUGUCAAAUUGUACAGUUUCCUUGUUUGAGACAGCAUGUUUACAGCUUCCAGACUUUUAUAGUAAUAAGUAUCAGUAUGACCAUGACCAAUUUAAUUUUCUCAUCUAUGAUAUUCCUCGUGGUUUUUAUUAAAUCGUCCUAUAUAAUCACCGUGGGCCAUCCUAACCCGUCAAUAUUUUUUACUUCAAUAAGGCAAUGGCUUAACCGGGCCAACGGUGUAUGCACUCGGGACAUAUGUUUCGUGAAUCCUGUCAAUUAGUAUAGUAAUAAAUUAAGAAACUGUAUUAUGUUAUAUUUGGGUGCGACUGUAUGUGGAUCGAUGUUGUUUUUAAGAGAUUGAGAGAGACUGUUAAAGUUAUUAUAAAUUUUUCUUCAGUCUAUUUGUCUUUCGUAUAUGUAUAAAGGUAAUAGGUAAUAAGUGAAUUAACUUUUUUUUUUUAAUUACGUAUUAUUCGGUAAUGUCCUAUAAAAGACAAAUCACCUAUUCAGCAUUAAAAAAGCUUGUUAUCGCAGCGAUUUUUGGAACAUGUUUCUCUAUAACAAUAGGGUUUGAUUUUUCUGACGAUGCACUUUGUUAUAAUUUUUUAAAUUUUAUAUGUGAGCCAUCGUAUAAUUGAAAUAUCUUGCUUAUUUACAAAAUUGUGUAGAGUAAUUGUGAAUUAUUUAGAUUAUUUAUUUAAUUUUUAUUUAUUGAGUGUUAUUUUUAUUUAACAUUUUGAACCCUAUAUUUUAGUUUAAUGCUUGCCACAGGUUAUAUAGUUGAAAUUACGUGUGCGGUUGUGUAAGGACAUUUUUCAAAUAAUUAUAAUGGUUAUGUAGCAUAAUUUCUAAAAUCAACUAUCCAAGUACUAAAUUCCUAGAUGCAUACCCUAAUACACUUUUAAUCGAACGAUCUCAUUUUUGAAAAUCAAUAUUCCUUUUUACAAAAUGCCUAAUGACAAUACUUUGAAAGUCAAUAUGUCUAGUGCUCAAAAUAGCCACGUAUAAAAAGCCUAAUGACAGUACUUGUAAACUCAAUAUUUCCGAAAACAUUUCCUUCUUACCCUGAGUCGACGGAGCGCCGCGUAGCGGUAGCGUAGUAGGUAGGCUAGGUUCGUUAGGUAGCUUCAGAUGCCCGAAGGGCAAACCGCCCAGAAAUAGGAGCCCCGCAAACCGGGGUUCCUUCUAGUUAAGUUGUGAAGGUAAUGUUUUUUGAAAAGAUGGUUUGGGUUCGUACGUUAGAUUCUUUAAACUAAGGUCAGCUAAACAAAGGACAAAUGUCGUUAGAAAUUUCGCAAUUUAUACGUUUUAAACUUAGGUCAUCUGGACGUAGGAAAAAAGGAAAAAAGGUCGUAAGCAGUAUUGUACUUUAGACACUGGACAUGCAUCUUUAGGAAUUUCGUACAUUAGACCAUAGAUUGGUAUAUGUUAUUAGACAUUUUGAUUUUAGAUGGAGGUCUUUAGGAAUUUCGUACUUAGGAUAUUUGAUUUUAAAAAUUAUGCUACAUAAACAUUAUAACUGUAGGUACUAAAUAAAUGCAUAAAAAUGACAAUUAGAAUAGUUACUCUAAAAUAUUUAAAGUUUACUUAUAAUUAGAAAAAACAGGUUUUCUUUAAUUAUAAUUGAAUGCUUUUGUUUCUAGAUUCUACUGAUUUUUUUAUCUAAUAUGCCAUAUCAAUUUUCCAUUCUCCUGUACUAUACUACUCCUACUGCUACUUGUUCUGACGCCAUAAGACGUAGGUAGGUACGUUGAGUUAAAAAUAUGUACUAUUGUUUUAAUUUUUGUUUUUACCUAUUUUACUGUCUUUGAAUUUUGGUGCUAUUUAUUGUAUUUGUCUGUUUGUAUUAUACAAGACAAAAGAAAUUUAAAACAUUUGUAAGAUAUUACAGUAAGCCGCAUUCACAGUUCCUGAUGCAUCAAAGAAACGUGAACGCAACCAUAUUAAAUGUAUGAAACGGAUACCCGUCACAACACAACACGAUAGACAAAUGUCAAUGCGGCUUUAUUUAAAUAAUAAUGUCUUUGUGGUCUUGAUUCAUUAACGUCACAUGGCGGCUACCGGCUACAUAAAUAUUAGAACUCAUACAUACCUAUUUCGACACGUAACUCUUAACAUUUAUACAUUAUGUUUGUAAAAUUGUGGUUUUAUGAUCCUGGAAUUUGAAUGAAAAAGUUAUAUCAUGUAUUGAAAGAUCGGCAUUUGAACUUUACAAAUUUGACAUCACUCCCAGCGAUAUUGCCUUAUCAGCGCACGAGUGAGCGAUGUGCCUACGCUGCAUAAGCUACUGAGUGAUCUCAAAAUGGGAUCAAGUUGAAGUCAACAUUAGUGAAGUUGGAAUGAUUCUCCUGGACACGAAAAUGCGUAGGUAUGUUUUAUUUUUCACAACAUAGGUACAGUUACAACUACGACCAGUUUGGCAUUGACAUAAACGCUAUCGUGAACGUAACUUACUUUCUAUGCAUCUCGCUCGUACUGGCAUACUAGUGCGAGCGAGAUGUAUAAAAAGUAAAUUACGUAGACGUUAUCGUAUAUGUCAGUGUUGACACUGUCAGUGGCUCGUGGUACGGGUACAGGUUAAGGGCUAGUGUAAAGUGACCGACAUCAUGUUAUUCAAUGACAGUUAUUAAUCUCUCGAAUGCCGGAACGCGGAUCCACGUUAGUAGGUAUUGAACUCUAAUUUUGACGACCGGUCUGGCCUAGUGGGUAGUGACCCUGCCUGUGAAGCCGAUGGUCCUGGGUUCGAAUCCCGGUAAGGGCAUUUAUUUGUGUGAUGAGCACAGAUAUUUGUUCCUGAGUCAUGGGUGUUUUCUAUGUAUUUAAGUAUUUAUAUAUUAUAUAUAUCGUUGUCUGAGUACCCAUAACACAAGCCUCCUUGGGCUUACCGUGGGACUUACUCAAUCUGUGUAAGAAUGUCAUAUAAUAUUUAUUUAUUUAUUUAUUUUUAUUUAAUUAUGAAUAAAUUAGAAUUCAAUACUUACUGCGCGGAUCCACAUUCCGGUGUUCGAGAGGAAGUCAAUGAUAUUAUACCGUCUUAUAAUACUCGUAGCCUACAAGCAGAAACUUGCAAAAUUGUUCGCGUAAUAAAAUAAAGUAACUGGAUUGCUCACUAAGUUUAUAGAAAACUAUGAAGCCGAAAUAUUAUUUAUCAGUAGUCUAUACUAUAGGUAUGUAUGUAUAAAUAUGUUUUCCUUUUUACUGUGUGUGUAUAAGUUAGUACUCUUUUACGUACAAUCGUAUAUGUAUUUCCAGCCAAACUGUUUCGUAUGUUAUUACAGAUGAACUGCUUAUACAUUCUCAAGUUUCUCAUAGGAGUAUUCUCAUAUAAUAUUUAUAUUUUACUUUUCAUUUAAUAUUGAAUACUAAUUUUUUUUUUAAUUUUAUUUACAUACAAGAUAUAUACAGUGGUACUACUAAACGAAAUAGUUCCCAGCGCGCAUAAGUUGUUUGCAGAAAUCGCGAAGCGUCUGGUUGACGUAACUGGUGACCGAAGAGCUGGCGGCUUUCUCGCACAACGUAUCAGCAUUGCGAUACAGCGGGGAAAUGCCGCCAGCAUCCUUGGUACAAUGCCUCAAGGGCCUAUUUUAAAUUUAAGCUAGUUAUUAAUUUAGAAUACUAAUUAGGGAAACUCGAACUUGUAGAGGCAGAUGAAAUGUUAAAUUACUCGGAAAAAUCAUUGGGUAAGUAGUAUUUUAAGAUCAAAUUGUCAAUUGUCAAGGCAGAUUGACUUUCUCCCGAAAUAAGAGCCAAGCUCUCAAGCCUUUAAUUUACGUUUGGAUAUACUUCCAUGAUACUGCCUAACUCUAGUCUUAAUCUACUUUGUUUGGCUGUAAAACAUGUUCAUGUUCCUCACAAGCAUACCUAGUGUUUUGAAUGUGGUAUUUGUAUUCUAGGAAA
This is a messenger RNA of Cydia strobilella, 10378 nucleotides long. RefSeq lists its product as uncharacterized. NCBI's taxonomy places the organism in Eukaryota, Metazoa, Arthropoda, Insecta, Lepidoptera, Tortricidae. The record is from RefSeq and is a predicted model, not a curated record. Bases 501 to 5843 code for a protein of 1780 amino acids. The transcript is spliced from 22 exons. Gene Ontology annotation, cellular component: plasma membrane. Gene Ontology annotation, biological process: positive regulation of protein targeting to membrane; intracellular protein transmembrane transport; positive regulation of vesicle fusion. Gene Ontology annotation, molecular function: calcium ion binding; calcium-dependent phospholipid binding.